AUGCAAGGGGAGGAGACUCUUCCUGCUGACCGUCGGCCGCAGCUACAGCGAUGGGUGCAGGCCGCCAAGGACAGCAAGUACGUGCAGCAGCAGCAGCAGCAGCAGCAGCAGCAGCAGCAACAGCAGCAGCAGCAGCAGCAGCAGGAGCAGCAGCAGGUUGUGGGGUGUAUGUACACUGUGCUGCAUGCAGGGCCGUUUGCCUCGCCACGGCGAUCGCAUGCGAUGGAAAUUUAG
This is a messenger RNA of Eimeria mitis, 234 nucleotides long. RefSeq lists its product as uncharacterized. The transcript has a single exon. The record is from RefSeq and is a predicted model, not a curated record. Bases 1 to 234 code for a protein of 77 amino acids. NCBI's taxonomy places the organism in Eukaryota, Apicomplexa, Conoidasida, Eucoccidiorida, Eimeriidae.